Messenger RNA from Bombina bombina (fire-bellied toad), 1409 nucleotides. Its product is annotated as forkhead box protein I1c-like. The transcript is spliced from 2 exons. Bases 264 to 1409 code for a protein of 381 amino acids. Gene Ontology annotation, molecular function: DNA-binding transcription factor activity, RNA polymerase II-specific; RNA polymerase II cis-regulatory region sequence-specific DNA binding. The record is from RefSeq and is a predicted model, not a curated record. Gene Ontology annotation, biological process: cell differentiation; anatomical structure morphogenesis; regulation of transcription by RNA polymerase II. NCBI's taxonomy places the organism in Eukaryota, Metazoa, Chordata, Amphibia, Anura, Bombinatoridae.
AUGAAUGAAUGAACGAGUGAAUGAAAAAGACAGAUUGUUCUGACUGGUGCCUCUGUGGUGUUUAGUGCUUCAGUUUGCACACCCCUGUCUUUCAACUGAGGAAUCCAACUGGCUGAUGAGGGGAAAAAAAUCUUUAGACACACCCAUUUCUGGCCCCAGGCAGGGAGGAUCACUACACUAGGGAGGUAUAAAGACAGGGCACCAAAUGUAUUACGCACCUGUUGCCAAAUGCAUCUUUUAACAGAAAGGUGCUGCUAAAGAUUAUGAACUCAAUUCACCUUCCAGCUCAUCAAAGACCUUCAGCAACAAGUCUGCACCAUCCUCAUCCAAAAAGUGCUCAAGAAGCCCCAGACAUGGCGGUAUACUGUGACAACUUCACCAUGUAUUCUCAGCAGAACCUGCACUCAUCUCAGAGAACUGCCAACUAUGGAAUAGGGGACUAUGCCCCCUCAACUAACCCUUACUUAUGGCUUGGUGGCCCAGGUGUCAACAACUCCUCCAGCUACCUACAUGGGAACAACCCUGCCUCAUAUAUGCAACCUUCUUAUGGAUCACAGAGACAGUUUUUGACCAAUCCAUCAGGUUUUAGUGGGACAGAUCUUGGCUGGUUGUCUAUAGCCUCUCAGGAAGAACUUCUCAAGCUAGUGAGGCCUCCUUACUCCUACUCUGCUCUCAUUGCUAUGGCUAUCCAAAAUGCCCCGGAGAAGAAAUUGACUCUUAGCCAAAUUUACCAGUAUGUGGCAGACAAUUUUCCAUUCUACAAGAAAAGCAAAGCCGGCUGGCAGAAUUCUAUCCGUCACAACCUCUCCCUAAAUGAUUGUUUUAAGAAGGUACCAAGAGAUGAAGAUGAUCCAGGAAAAGGAAAUUACUGGACACUGGACCCAAACUGUGAGAAAAUGUUUGACAAUGGAAAUUUCCGUAGGAAAAGAAAGCGCAGAUCAGAAUCUAGCAACACUGAAUCUAUCACAGUUAAAUGUGAGGAAGGUCGUCCAGUUAUUGGGGGAAAAUGCGGAGAGAGUCCAGCCAUGCUAAGCCCAUCUUCCCCAGAGACUGAACAAGCUCCUGAAGAUAGGAAAAGCACCUCUCCCCCAGGAAUCACAUCUACUCCUUGUCUAAAUAACUUUUUUAGCAAUAUGACCUCUUUGGACACAAACACAGUUAACAGACAGAUGCCUUUGGGACUAGUGAAUGAGAUCUCUCAGCGAAACAUUACUGGACUGAGCACUUACACCUCAAGCUCCUUACCACCACCAUCAGCAGAUGCGCAAGAGAGUAACUUGCACCUCAACAGAGCGCCAUAUUACAACUCUUUCUCUGCUUCCAACCAGAAUAGCCAAUUUAAUGGCCAUUUUUACAACAGCUUUAGUGUUAACAGCCUCAUUUAUAGUAGGGAAGGCAGUGAAGUAUAA